This is a messenger RNA of Sapajus apella (tufted capuchin), 4755 nucleotides long. It is a transcript of the gene MYBBP1A, whose product is annotated as MYB binding protein 1a. The record is from RefSeq and is a predicted model, not a curated record. Lineage: Eukaryota; Metazoa; Chordata; Mammalia; Primates; Cebidae. Gene Ontology annotation, biological process: regulation of DNA-templated transcription. Gene Ontology annotation, molecular function: sequence-specific DNA binding; transcription corepressor activity; transcription factor binding. The transcript has 25 exons. The coding region runs from base 80 to 4258 and encodes 1392 amino acids. Gene Ontology annotation, cellular component: nucleolus.
AAACCAGUGCGCAUGCGCCGCGCCCUGACCUGGAAGCGGCUGGAUCCGGGACACACGUGUUUCUGUGAGUGUGGCGGAGAUGGGGAGCCGCGAACCCGCCGAGCCCCUGUCGCCCAGAGACGCGACGCAGAACAGCGCUCGGCCUGCCGACCGCCACGGCCUGUUGAAACACAGCCGCGAGUUCUUGGACUUCUUCUGGGACAUUGCGAAGCCUGAGCAGGAGACGCGACUUGCGGCCACGGAGAAGCUGCUGGAGUAUCUGCGCGCUAGGCCGAAGGGGUCCGAGAUGAAAUAUGCCCUGAAACGGCUAAUCACGGGACUCGGGGUCGGGCGAGAAACAGCCCGGCCCUGCUACAGUUUGGCCCUCGCACAGCUAUUACAGUCUUUUGAAGACCUUCCUUUGUGCAGCAUCCUGCAGCAGAUACAAGAAAAAUAUGACCUGCAUCAGGUGAAGAAGUCAAUGGUGAGACCUGCUCUCUUUGCAAACCUGUUCGGAGUGCUCGCCCUCUUUCAGUCAGGCCGGCUGGUGAAGGACCAGGACCAGGAGGCGCUGAGGAAGUCGGUGAAGCUGCUGCAGGCCCUGGCCCACCACCAGAACCACUUGCAGGAGCAGCCCCGGAAGGCCCUGGUGGACAUUCUCUCCGAGGUCUCGGAGGCCACGUUGCAGGAGAUGCUACCAGAGGUCCUCAGCACCGACUUGGAUGCGAUGCUCAGCUGCCCUGAACAGCUGGGGCUCUUCCUCCUGGCCCAGCAGAAGGUGCCGUCUAGGCUCAAGAAGCUGGUGGGAUCCGUCAACCUAUUCUCGGAUGAGAAUGUUCCCAGGCUGGUGAACGUGCUGAAGAUGGCAGCGUCCUCCGUGAAGAAGGAGCGCAAGCUGCCCACUGUCGCUCUGGAGCUGCUCCGCCUGGCACUCAAGGAAGACAAGUUUCUGCAGUUCUGGAAGGGGGUGGUGGAACAGAGGCUGCUGAAGCUGCAGUUCUGGCCAGCCAGCUACCUGUGUUUCCGCCUGCUGGGCGCCGCCCUGCCCCUGCUGACCAAGGAGCAGCUGCAGCUGGUGAUGCGGGGAGACGUGAUCCGCCAUUACGGAGAACACACGUGCACGGCCAAGCUCCCAAACCAGUUCAAGUUCGCCCCGGAGAUGGAGGAGUACGUGGGCACCUUCCUAGAGGGAUGCCAGGAUGACCCUGAGCGGCAGCUGGCCGUGCUGGUGGCCUUCUCCUCCACCACCAACCACGGCCUCCCGGUGGUGCCUACCUUCUGGCGGGUCGUGCGGUUCCUGAGCCCUCGGGCACUGCAGGGCUACGUGGCCUGGCUGCAGGACAUGUUUCUCCAGCCGGACCUGGACUCCUUGAUUGACUUCAGCACCAACAACCAGAAGAAAGCUCAGGAUGCAUCGCUGCACGUGCCUGAACGAGCUGUGUUCCGGCUGAGGAAAUGGAUCAUCCUCCGACUGGUGAGCCUCGUGGACAGCCUGCAUCUGGAGAUGGAGGAGGCCUUGACGGAGCAAGUGGCCAGGUUUUGUUUGUUCCACUCGUUCUUCGUCACAAAGAAGCCCACAUCCCAGAUCCCCGAGACAAGGCAGCAGCUCUCCCUCCCUUUGGAAAGCCAGGCCCGAGAGGCGGUCAGCAGCGCCUUCUUCAGUCUGCUGCAGACCCUCAGCACACAGUUCAAGCCGGCAUCGGAGCAGACCCGGGGCGGGCAGCCCUGGACCUACCGCCUGGUGCACUUCGCAGACCUGCUGCUGAAUCACAGCCACAGCGUGACCCCCGUGACACCCCUCACUGCGCAGCAGCGCCAGGCCUGGGACCGGAUGCUACAGACUCUGAAGGAGCUGGAGGCCCCCUCCUCAGAGCCCAGGGCUGCCGCCUUCCAGCACCUUCUGCUGCUCGUGGGCAUCCACCUCUUCAAGUCCCCUACAGAGAGCUGUGACCUGCUGGGUGACAUCCAGACCUGCAUCAGAAAAAGCCUGGGAGAGAGGCGCCGUAGGAGCCUCACCAAGGCCAUCGACCCCCAGGAGCCCCCAUGGGUAGAGGUGCUGGUGGAGAUCCUGCUGGCCCUGCUGGCCCAGCCCAGCCACCUCAUGCGUCAAGUGGCCCGGAGCGUGUUUGGCCACGUCUGCUCCCACCUGACCCCACGUGCCCUACAGCUGAUUCUGGAUGUGCUGAACCCCGAGACCAGUGAGGAUGAGGAUGACCAUGUGGUGGUGACGGACGAGUCUGACGAGCGGUGGCUGAAGGCUGCAGAGGUGCUGCCGGCGCGGGCCAGGCGGGGUGGCAGGAGUGGGAAGAUCGGGAAGGUGCGUGACGCACCUGCCCCCACCCCACAGGACAAGAGCGAGGACAGCGAGGAGAAGAGAGGCUCGGAGAGUGAAGACGAGAGCGAUGGAGGGGAGAGCGAGGAGGAGGAGCGUGACGGGGACGUGGACCAGGGCUUCCGGGAGCAGCUGAUGAGUGUGCUGCAGGCUGGGAAGGCGCUGGGUGGAGAGGAGAGUGAGGACGAGGAGGAGCUGGGGGACGAGGCUAUGAUGGCCCUGGACCAGAGCCUCGCCAGCCUCUUUGCCGAGCAGAAGCUGCGGAUCCAGGCCCGGCGAGACGAGAAGAGCAAGCUGCAGAAGGAGAAGGCACUGCGACGUGACUUCCAGAUUCGGGUGCUGGACCUGGUGGAGGUGCUGGUGACCAAGCAGCCCGAGAACGUCCUGGUCCUGGAGCUGCUGGAGCCGCUGCUGCGCAUCAUCCGGCGCAGCCUGCGCAGCAGCAGCUCCAAGCAGGAGCAGGACUUCCUGCACAAGACGGCGCGCAUCUUCACGCACCACCUGUGCCGUGGCCGUCGCUACUGCCACGACUUGGGUGACCGCGUUGAGGCCCUGCAUGGCCAGGUGGCGCGGCUGGUGGAGCAGGCUGGCCGCCAGCCCGACUCCUCCACUGCCCUCUACCACUUCAACGCCUCCCUCUACCUGCUCCGGGUCCUGAAGGGCGGCACUCCCGAGGGUCACUUGCACGAGACACAGGAGGAGCUGGAGGCUGGCACCAACCCCAGCCCCGUGCCCGAGGGCCCGCAGGCUGCCGGCUGCCUGGACUUGAACCUCGCGAUGCGCGUCUACUCGUCAGCACUGAGCUCCUUCCUGACCAAGCGCCACAGCCCCCUCACGGUCCCCAUGUUCCUCAGCCUCUUCUCCCGGCACCCCGUGCUCUGUAAGAGCCUGCUCCCUGUCCUGGUCCAGCACAUCACAGGCCCAGGGCGGCCCCGCCAGCAGUCUCUUGCACCCGAUGUGCUGAGGCUCCAGGCACCCACCUUCACCCAACCACAGGCCCAGGCCUGCCUGCUGCUACAGAAGACCCUGUCCAUGCGGGAGGUGAGGUCGUCCUUCCAGGACCCCGAGUGGAAGCAGCUGAUCGGCCAGGUCCUGACAAAGGUCACGGAGUCCCUGCUGGGAAACAAAGGCUUUGACAUCUCUCCGGAGUGCCUCAGCCCAACCACCCCUCCCCAGAACCUGCGCACACUGGGGGAGGCGCAGACCAAGGCGGAGCACCAGCAGGCGCUGUCCUCCCUGGAGCUGCUCAAUACUGUCUUCAGGACCUGCAAACACGAGAAGCUGACCUUGGACCUGACGGUGCUCCUGGGCGUGCUGCAAGGGCAGCAGCAGGGCCUGCGGCAGGGGGCGCACUGCACCGGCUCCAGCCGCCUGCUCGACCUCUACUGGCAGGCCAUGAAAACCCUGGGAGUCCAGCGCCCCAAGUUGGAGAAGGAUGCCAAGGAGAUUCCCAGCGCCACCCAGAGCCCCAUCAGCAGGAAGCGGAAGAAAAAGGGAUUCUUGCCAGAGACAAAGAAGCGCAAGAAACACACGUCUCAGGACGGCACGCCCGCAGCCACCGGCGGGAGCCAGCCCCCCAGCACGGGCAGGAAGAGGAACAGGACAAAGGCCAAGGGCCUGGCGCGGGCCAACGGGAUGCCUUCCACCAAGGGCCCAGCCCCUGGCACCCCCACCCUGAGCCCCAGCCCCCCUGCCAAGUCCCCAAAACUGCAGAAGAAAAACCAGAAGCUGUCCCAGGUGAAUGGAGCUCCCAGCUCCCCGAUGAAGCCUGCAGGCCAAAAGAAGCACCACGAGGCUCCUCCCAAAAAGGGGGUCUUGGACAAAUCGCCACCAUCCACACUGGCACGGAAAAAGGCAAGGCCGCCUUUGGUCAUCAGGAGCCCCAGCCUGCUCCAGAGUGGAACCAAGAAGAAGAAAACGCAGCUGAGGAAGGCGGGGAAGCCCUGAGUGCAGGCCACCCUCAGCCUCCAUCUGCCCAAGACUCCUGUUUUUCCACCAUGAUUUUGAAUAUGCAAGCCACUUCUAAGGCUCUGUCCCCAGGGAGGGUGUCACUGCCUGCCCAGGCAUCCUGCUUUGGUAAGCACAGCCCAAGCCGUUCCUGCAGGGGUCCCAGGAUGCAGAGACCCCCCCCCCCGCCCUGGGGGGUUCUAGACUGGAACUGUGGCUUCAGGGCCCUGUGGGCCAGGUCCAGGGCUCUGGGGUUUGCCUAGGUGGGUACAGGGUGACAUGCUGGCUGCAGGCUGGGUACAGGUGUGACCGUCACUCGCAUCCCCCCCCCAGGCUUUUUUGCUAAGGGAGCCACAGGGGGUGAUUUAAAUAGGUUUAUUUCUUCAUUUACAAGAGGAAUAUAUUUGGCUUCUCUCUUAAGACUCUGAGAUUCACAAUCAAUCAGCAGCUCUAAAAAAUAAAGGAGCAGUUUGGCUUCCGGAAGGAAGAGGAGGCAA